Molecule: messenger RNA, 395 nt
Organism: Cetraspora pellucida
Lineage: Eukaryota; Fungi; Glomeromycota; Glomeromycetes; Diversisporales; Gigasporaceae
Source: the annotation of a GenBank genome assembly
ACAUGGAACAGGAGCAUAAAAGAAAAAAAAGACAAAGACAGUCUCUUUCUCUUAAACUAUUUAAUUCUCUGAGUGAAUCUAUGAAAACCAAAAGAUCUCAUGCAUUUUCUAUACAUCUAGGCGAAGUUUUUGAUACUCAGGUUCCAAAAUUUUUUAACUUACUUGACCAACCAGUUCUACAAGAAGUUAAAUUCAACAUUCAAGAUAAAAAUUUUAUAAUUGACUAUAAUGAUGAUUACAAAGAAAAUAGCGAUAGUAAUAGAUCUCUUGUCUCAUUUUUGGAAGUUAUUGAUCAGGGUCCGAUAUCUCAUUAUGCUUAUCGUAAAUUAGCUAAAAUUCAGCAUGAAUUACCACGAGCAUAUGAGAUUUCGGAUACCGGAACAAAAAUUAACUAA